AUGAAGAACAUGCUCCUUUUCCUAAUUUUGCUGGGAGUAGUAUCUGGAAGAAGAUCCCAGUUGCUUCAGGGCUUACCUGCAACAAGCACUGUCGAAGAAAACUCUGCAGCUGGUGUUGCAGUCUAUGACUUUAAUGUAACUCUUUCUCCAUUGGCUUCUGAAGGUGUUGCAAUUCCUCCUACCAUAGUAAAUUCAAAUCCACUCACAGAAGCUUUUGACAUUGUAUCAAAAGGAGGUCUUGAAUUCAGGGUUAUUACCACUGGAAACCCCAUCCUAGAUUAUGAAACUAUGCCAAAGAGCUUUGAUUUGCAGAUUUUUGUUGAAGAUACAACUGGAAGGACUGACCUUAACAUAUUGACUAUUCGUGUAACAGAUAAAAAUGAACAUCCUGUAUUUCGAGGAAAUAUGGCAACUCAAACUGUGAUGAUCUAUGUGCUGGAAGGGACACCUCCAGAACGCAUUUACCAAGUUGGUGCAGCUGAUCCUGAAAAUGCAAAACUCCAAUAUUCACUGCUCCCUGCAACAGCACCAUUCUCAAUCAGGGAAAGUGGAGCCAUUUUUUCCACAAAAGAAUUUGAUUAUGAGAAAGAUCCACAUAGUUACUUCUUAAAUAUAACAGUGACAGAUCCAGAUGGACUCAACUCAACUAGAACAGUGAAUAUAAAUAUAAUUAACAUCAAUGAUGAAAGACCUUACUUUACCACAAAACAAAGAAUAUACCAGAUUCCAGAGGAGCAAAGCCCAGGCGCCAGUGUUGCCAAUAUAACAGCUAGAGAUCCUGAUGAUGGAGAUUCUCCCAGCAGACUUUUCUACAGUAUCCAGUCAUCUGACAGACGUUUUUCCAUAAAUCCAGCGACUGGAGAGCUGCAGGUGGCCGGGAGGAUCGACCGGGAUGCGCUUCCGCUGCGGCUCCAUCCCAACAUCUCCCUGGUGGUGCGGGCGGAGGACAGCCCCAGCAGCGGCCAUGCCAGAGAGAUGGAGAUCACCAUUGUUGUUGAGGAUGUCAAUGACAACCCCCCAGAAUGCAAUCCUUCUGCCUUCAGGAAAGAAGCAAAUGAAAAUACCGCUCCUGGGGCAUUUCAUGUUGAUCUUAGAAAUUACUGUAAAGAUAUUGAUGCUGAUCCAUCAAACAACCAAUUUAUUUUCACUGGAUUAUCUGGUUUUGGAAGCAAUAACUUUGCUCUGGAGUCCACUGGAAGACUUGUGAUGACUGGAACUAUUGAUCUAGAAAACCCAGAUAAUCCAGGAGUUGAAGUUUAUACUUUGACUGUCAGGGUGCAAGAUAUUGCCCAUCCUAACUACUCAAAUAUCAUCUACAUUUACAUCAGGAUAAAGCCACUGAAUGAAUUUUUUCCAGUCUUCCGUAAUUUAUCUUAUGUAUUUAGUGUUUCAGAAAUUACUAAAGUUGGAUCCAGCAUUGGAAGAGUUCAUGCCACAGACAAGGACUGGCCACCCAGUGUCAUCACUUACUCCAUUGUAGCUGGAGCUGGCACCAGGGAUUACACAAAUAUCUUCUGGAUCAGCCCAACGAAAGGAGAUGUGAGGAUUUUAGCUAGGUUAGACUAUGAAACAACUCAGAAACAUGUUUUCAUAGUCCAGGCCUCAGACCAACAGAAGUCUACAACAGCAUCAGUAACUGUGAAUGUUUUGGAAGUAAAUGAUGAAGAACCAGUUUGUUCACCCAAUUUCUUCUCACUUCAAAUCCCAGUUGAUUUAGCUGUUGGGACCAACGUUAAUGGCUUCAGGAUUGAAUGUCAAGAUCGUGAUUCUGAUCCCAGGUCGUUCCGUUACUUCAUUAAUGAAGGCAAUGAGAACAGUCAUUUCACCUUUUCACCAAGGGCUGGCUCCAACACAUCUCGUCUGAUUCUUGCAUCAAGGUUUGACUAUGAGAGUGGACUUGAUACAAACUGGGUUUACAGUCUGCGUGUCCACAUAACAGAUGACAAUUUAGUAUCUGUGAGGGACAAAACUACACACUUAACUAAAACUGGAACAGUGACCUUAAGCAUCAGAGUUAUCCCAAACCCAACCACUACCACAACCACUACGCCUGGUGUCACUGUUGUGACCAGAAGAGAGAACCUGUACUCUCCAUCGGCGUGGUAUGUGCCGUUCGUGGUCACCCUCGGCGCUCUGCUGCUCCUGGGGCUGCUGGGCCACCUGGGGCUCCUGCUGCUGACCCGGCUCCGUAGCUGCUGCCCCCCGGCAGGGAAGGCACACAGCACCUCCCUGAUAAAUGCUCCAGAAAAGAAGAAGCCUAAGAAAGAAGUAACUGUGACAAUGACAAAGCUAAACACUAUCUUUGAUGGAGAAGCCAGGGAUCCAGUUACUGGCAGAGUGUAUGAGUUCAAUACACGGUCGGGGGCUCGGAGGUGGAAGAAGAGCAAUGAGCCCCUUCAGCCAGUGCUGGCUAUGCAGGAAAUGUCCAGUGCCACAGAAAACAGUGGCCAAGGGGUGGAUGGACCAGACACACCAAGCAAAAAAGAGCCUUCAGAGAAGAGGGAAGAGCUGACUGCAGCAACAAAACCAGCUGCCAAGCCCUCAGCAGGGCAAUGAGAAACACCAGGCCAAGCUGGGCUGAGAUUGCCGAAGAAGAAAGAGGAGUCUGAGGAUGGGGCUUAUCCUCACCAGCCCCUUAAGGCAGGA
Melozone crissalis (California towhee) is the source of this 2646-nucleotide messenger RNA. RefSeq names its product cadherin related family member 3 (gene CDHR3). Bases 1 to 2556 code for a protein of 851 amino acids. The transcript is spliced from 19 exons. Gene Ontology annotation, biological process: homophilic cell-cell adhesion. Gene Ontology annotation, cellular component: catenin complex; plasma membrane. Gene Ontology annotation, molecular function: cadherin binding; calcium ion binding. The record is from RefSeq and is a predicted model, not a curated record. Lineage: Eukaryota; Metazoa; Chordata; Aves; Passeriformes; Passerellidae.